AUGAUCAACAUAUCCGCGAUUGUUGAGGCGAUUCAAAUUUUGUCGAGACUGGAUGCAAUUAGCACUCAAGACCUUAUACCGUACCGAACCACGUUGGAACAAACCUUUCGAAUUAUAGAGAAAACACUAGACACUAUUCCGAGCGACGCUCCUCGGUCGGAAACCAGUCUCCAACAUUCUUCCCAGCAGCCUACACCAACAAUUUCCAUUACUUGCUCGGAAACACCUGCUAGCAGUGGGACGUCCUGCACUACCCAAUCGUCGGUGGAAGAGACCGGUGAAAACAAUGGCACGACCGAGGAAGCAUCAGAAGCCAUGGAUGCUCAAAGACUUAUGGAUGCGCUUCAUGGUGCCCGUCGAUCUGAAAAGGUUUUCAAGUAUUUAUCAUCUCAGCGCGAUCCACUUGCGCAGACCGGUGACGACUGGGUCCAAGAGGACCCUCGUGUGGUCGAUAUCCGACUUUGUAACCGAGGCUGCUCACUGGAUGCGUGUUUCCGACGCGGACUUGGACAAAGGUCCCUCGCAAUAGAGUUCGAUGAAUGGGAACGUGAAGUUUUCGGAACAUCACGAGUGUCUGGGCGUUCUCUAGAUCCGGAGGCAAUUGACGAUAACAGUGGGCUCAUCAACAGGUUCCUGGCACAAAACGCUAUUCCAUUCAAAAACAAAGAAUCGGCAUCUCAUGGUAUUAGAGACGGCAUUCGUUUGCUCGUUUUCGAACGGAUAUAUGGCCACGUUGGGGUGUCAGCCAUUCUGACAUUAUUGUUCACUUUGUUUCGCGACGUCAAGUAUGGAAGUUUCGUGGCCCUGAAACAUCUGCUUCGCAAAUCUGGUGCCUGGCAUGAUCUGGCAAAGGACAAAUCCUCAUGGUUGACUGCCUGUCAAAUUCGAUAUGAUGCGCCACGGGAAAGAAGCGUUCCGCUGGCUAUCUCUGAAUUGAUCAAUCAGGAUUCGGAGCCUCGACCUCUGACUCACUCGAGGAAUACCGAAACCGAUAUGAGCUCUGCCAGGGGUCGUAGUACGGAAGCGGCUGCAUAUCUGACAAGACAGAUACAACCAGUUUUUGAGCAUGAAAGUAGAGUCUUGGAACUCCGCACCCGAUAUGACAUGGAUCAAGUUCCACCAAAUUUCAAUCGAUGUGACUAUGGAAAGAUCCGGCCACUCAGCCAAGAUGAGACCCUGAAUAUGAAUCUCUGCACCCAGUUUGACCCUGGCCGCAUCCCUCCAGCAUUCAACCAAUUUGACUACGGUACGAUCCCGUCAGUAAGCCAGGAUGAGACGGUGGAUAUGGAUCUCUGCGCCCAGUUUGACCCUGGCCGCAUCCCUCCAGCAUUCAACCAAUUUGACUACGGUACGAUCCCGUCAGUAAGCCAGGAUGAGACGGUGGAUAUGGAUCUCUGCGCCCAGUUUGACCCUGGCCGCAUCCCUCCAGCAUUCAACCAAUUUGACUACGGGACGAUCCCGUCAGUAAGCCAGGAUGAGACGGUGGAUAUGGAUCUCUGCGCCCAGUUUGACCCUGGCCGCAUCCCUCCAGCAUUCAACCAAUUUGACUACGGGACGAUCCCGUCAGUAAGCCAGGAUGAGACGGUGGAUAUGGAUCUCUGCGCCCAGUUUGAAGAUGCUGGCCGCCCUCCAGUCUUCAAUCCCGGCUAUGGAACUAUUUCAUCAACUACCCAGAGCGAAGACCAAUAUGAGGGCCUCCGCAAUUACGACAAUAAUUUUCCAUAUCGCGAACGCCAUAUGCUUUCCGUGUUUUGA
Molecule: messenger RNA, 1755 nt
Organism: Penicillium brevicompactum
Lineage: Eukaryota; Fungi; Ascomycota; Eurotiomycetes; Eurotiales; Aspergillaceae
Exons: 2
Coding region: 1-1755 (584 amino acids)
Source: RefSeq, a predicted model, not a curated record